UUAAUAAUAGUUUUUAUUUACAUCCGCCAUCCGGAAACAAAUUUAGUCCGGUGAAGAAUCCUUAAAUAGAGCGCAGUUUACCCAAUUUUUCUCUUUCUCACACCCGAAGAUCUUUGGUGCCAUCACUUCGAGACCGCAUCGACCCCUCUCUUUCUACCCUUUCCCCCUUCCCUUUCUACGGUCUCCUCUGGUUCUGUUCCUGAUCCCCAUCUUUGAUCUCUACAUUCCUCGUAUCAUUAAGAAAACCCUAAUUUUUCCACUCCUUCCUCCCACCUUUCCCUAAACCCUAGCGGAAUCCGCCUUCUCUCCAUCUCCAUCUCCAUCUCCAUCUCCAUCUCUCUGUUUUUCUUAGCUAAUUUUAUCGAUUCCUCGCGUCUAUCCAGUAAUACGAUUUUUUAUGAUCCUGCUGCUACACGUCGUUUAAUUUGUUCAUUGUCUUCGAUAUUCCUGUUUCGAAGUCGGGGAGAGAUUGCAUGCGUGGACAGUAAACUUUACUGUUCUGGAUUGCAACUGAUAUGAGUCUACAACAGUCCAUACAUUCCAAGCCUUCUGCUAAUGGUUUUGGACGUCGUAGAGGCGAUAGGGAUGUAGGAACUAAGUUUGAGAAUAAAUUUCAGCCUGGAAAGUCAAACACCAACAGGUUAACUAAUACAAGAACACUGGCUGGCAGCAAAGACGGAAGUUUUGGGAGUUCCUCACAUGAUCGAUUAGUAUAUUUAACGGCAUGUUUUAUUGGACAACAUGUAGACGUCCAGGUUAAAAAUGGAUCUGUAUACAGUGGAAUAUUCCACUCAAGUAAUACUGACAAAGAUUUUGGAAUUAUAUUAAAAAUGGCACGCUUGACAAAGGAUACUUCUUCUCGGGGGCAGAAAACCAUUGGAGACUCUUCAAUUAAGGCACCUUCCAAGACUUUAGUAAUACCAGCUAAAGAUCUUGUGCAAGUUAUAGCCAAGGAUGUGACUGUUACAAAGGAUGGACUGUCAAAUGAAGUUCAUAGUGAAAAUAAUGAACUUCUGAUAGACUGCAUUAUUUCACAGUCUCGUCAACAUGACGCAGAAAGAGAAUUGAAACCAUGGAUACCUGAUGAUGAUGACCCUCAAUUUCCUGAGCUGGAUAACAUAUUUGAUGGUCCAUGGAAUAGGAGUUGGGAUCAGUUUGAAGUUAAUGAGAAACUCUUUGGAGUUAAAAGCACUUUUGAUGAAGAAAUUUAUACCACAAAGCUUGAGAGAGGUCCUCAAACUAGAGAGUUGGAAAAGGAAGCUUCAAGGAUUGCUAGAGAAAUAGAGGGUGAGGAUACUGAAGAUCUUCAUUUAGCAGAGGAAAGAGGUAUUGAUAUCCACGAUAAGUUUGAUAUUGAUGAGGAAACCAGAUUCUCUUCUGUAUUUCGUGGGAAGGCAGCUGAUGAUAGUGGGUUUGAUGAGAAUGAAGACAUAUCAUUCAAUUCACGUAACAUGGAAACCUUUGGGGGGCCUUCUGAUUCUGACAUUAGGUUUGCAGACACAUAUUCUGGAAAAUGCAGCGAUGUAGUGUCUGUGUCAAGCUCUUCAUCCUUGGAUCAAGCGCAACCCUCUCAGACAAAUAUUGGUGUAGAUCUAUCCAGGUCCACACCUAUUAAUUAUGCUAGACAACUGGCAUCUGAAACUUCGAGCAAAAGUUGCCCUACUUUGCAAACUGAAAGCAGGAUCCAGGACAUACAGCAUGAAGAGAAUGAUGCGGACGUGCCUGAAGAAAAGGACAGGCAGGCACUUAAUGACACUCAAUUUGCUAAAUGUGAUGAUUUGCAGCCAUUGAAGAAAGAUGGAUCCGAUGAAGGGACAUUGCCUAAUGUUGCCUCGCAUAUGCCAUCAAAGCAUAAUGAGAAGUUAAAGCCUUCUGAACUCUCUGAUGAUCCAGAACCUGGAAAAUCUCAUGGAGAAGUUCAAAUGUUGAACUCUAGUGGGCGACCUGGUAGUUCUGUAUCAUUGAAUUCAGAAUGUGCUGCGGGAACUUCUAGUGGUCCUGCAUUAUCUCCUAGCUCAUCGGUGGGAUCCCUAUCUUCUGAAAAAUCAACCCCUAAUCCUCGUGCUAAGGAAUUCAAACUCAAUCCUAAUGCAAAGAGUUUCACCCCAUCUCAAGCACCUGUUAGGUCACCUUCUCCAGCAUCAUCAUCUGAUGGUUCGUUCUACUACCAGAGCAACAUACCUGCGGUACCCCAUAUGCAUGGGUUGCCUUAUGGUGUUGGAAUUGGACCUUCAUUCGCAGGUCACCAGCCUGUUGUUUUUAAUCCAAUGGUUGGACCGAUGCAGUCACCACAUGGAUAUGUUCCGCCAAAUGGACCUCAGUAUGCGCAACCCGUGCUUCUUGGCCAUCCGAGGCAUGCCAUGUAUAUGCCGGGCUACCAACCUGAAAUGCCAUACAAGGGGCGCGAUUACUAAACAGUCCCUCUGAUGCUGCUCCGCAGUUUAAUUGCUUGUGCUUCAUUAUAAGCUGUUUGGAGGCAUUUUGCUUUGAACAGAAACUGGCAAAAGGAAGAUAAAAGGGAAAGAGAUGGAGGGAGAGAGAGGGGGGGUUGGGUUGGGUUGGGGGGGGUGUGUGGAGUCAUUUGGGAUGGGGAGGAGUUUAUAUAGCUUUCAGUUCAAUCACUUUUUCCCUCAUCCCAUGAAUUUGGUAGCUUUGAAAUUUCUCAAAAUAACCACCAAUCACAUCACAUUGUUUCCUGAUCCUUUAUUUAUCAAUCAACAGUUAAAUGUUUGGGGGUUUGGUUUGGUUUGUUUGGUCUGCCUACGGCAUUUUGCACUAUAUACUUAUGUGUCCAUUAUGCAACAUCGUAGGCCUCUUUAAUGUAAAACGCAUAAUAAUUGAAAUUUCUUAAAUACUGAUUUUUAGGUGUGCAAUAAAUGGAAAGGGUUGGGCUGGGACAGCACACUGAAUUUAAAUUA
This is a messenger RNA of Cucumis melo (muskmelon), 2918 nucleotides long. RefSeq names its product polyadenylate-binding protein-interacting protein 3. The record is from RefSeq and is a predicted model, not a curated record. Gene Ontology annotation, biological process: cytoplasmic stress granule assembly. Gene Ontology annotation, cellular component: cytoplasmic stress granule. Gene Ontology annotation, molecular function: RNA binding. The transcript has 16 exons. NCBI's taxonomy places the organism in Eukaryota, Viridiplantae, Streptophyta, Magnoliopsida, Cucurbitales, Cucurbitaceae. The coding region runs from base 516 to 2414 and encodes 632 amino acids.